Molecule: messenger RNA, 1281 nt
Organism: Fimicolochytrium jonesii
Lineage: Eukaryota; Fungi; Chytridiomycota; Chytridiomycetes; Spizellomycetales; Powellomycetaceae
Product: eukaryotic integral membrane protein-domain-containing protein
Exons: 9
Coding region: 217-1125 (302 amino acids)
Biological process (GO): retrograde vesicle-mediated transport, Golgi to endoplasmic reticulum
Cellular component (GO): membrane; Golgi apparatus
Source: RefSeq, a predicted model, not a curated record
CACUGGGUGGCACAGUCACGCACGCGCUGCGCAGAGCUCGUGGAAACAUGGCGUUCGAACUCAUCCAGUGUGAAUUGCAGUCGAGUGAAUUCGGGCAAGCGCUGGCACUUUCCACCUCGACAGUGAUUCGAAGGCGGACGAAGAGAACGAAUAGGACAGGCUGCCGUAACUUGUUCUGUCGACAGACCCGCUCCCUUAGCGUCAAGAUUGCCCAAGAUGGCUUCGAUAAAGAACUUCAACCCCCGCUCAAUACCAAUAGCUACCCGCUCCCUCCUCGGAGCAGCGAUAGUCCUAUCCCUAGCCGGUCUAGUUGUCCCGCACGAAUACCUUGCACUCCGACCGGCAACGUCGUUCUACUACAUUUGGACAUUCGCGCUAGCGGGGUUAUGGGAGAUCAAUAUUUUUUCGCUGGCGAUAAACAGCGUGGGACUGGUGCUGUCGGGGAAGUACUUUGAAUCACAUUGGGGCACGAAAGAGUUCGCAAAGUAUGUCGCGAUCGUAAAUCUGUCGACGUACUUCGGGGUCCUGCUUGCCACGGUCUUUGAAUACGCGGUCACGAUGGACUACUUCUGGCUAUUUGGCUCGGAAGCCAGCGGGUUAGCGGGCCUGCUGGCCGGCUUUCUCGUCUCCUUCAAGCAGGCAGUCCCCGAGCAUUCCAUCAAAGUGUUCAACGUCAUCUCGAUACGUGCCAAGUACAUCCCAUCGCUAUACCUCCUCGCCAACUUCAUCCUUUUCGCCUUGCGGAUCAUCCACGUUCAUUUCUUCAUAAUCUUCUUCGGGACCCUGGGAUCGUGGGUGUAUACACGGUUCUACAAGAAGCAGGACGGCAUCAAGGGAGAUCGGAGCGAAACGUUCUCAUUCGCGAGCUUCUUUCCGGACUUCUUACAUCCUUUCAUCAAACCCCUCUCAAAUACGGUGUACAAGUUCGCCGUCGCAGCAAAACUAUGUCCGCCAUUGCGGCAGCCGCUUCCCACGACGACACCGGUUGCGGCGGCGGGGAGUCAACAGGCUGCAAGCAACCCGCCAGCGGCGUCGGACGCUGAUGCUGAGCGGAGGAGGGCGUUGGCGUUGAAAGCGCUGGACUCACGGCUGGCGAGCACCCCUGAUGCGCCUGGGGCUCGAUAGGAACGCGAGAGCAGGUUUCGUAUUGCGGGAUUACUGAUGGUAGUGAGCGUGGUUGGGAUUGGAAGUGGGGGGAGAAUCGGCCGCCCCCGCGCGGGGUGAUGACUAUCGUCCGUCGUUUCACUCGCCGUUAGAAACUCUCCAGCGUUUAGAUUACCC